Molecule: messenger RNA, 2273 nt
Organism: Episyrphus balteatus (marmalade hoverfly)
Lineage: Eukaryota; Metazoa; Arthropoda; Insecta; Diptera; Syrphidae
Product: membrane metallo-endopeptidase-like 1
Exons: 1
Coding region: 73-2169 (698 amino acids)
Biological process (GO): protein processing
Cellular component (GO): plasma membrane
Molecular function (GO): metalloendopeptidase activity
Source: RefSeq, a predicted model, not a curated record
ACCGCAUUUGAAUUAGUUUGCUAGAGAGUGUGGCCGGGCGAAUUAUAAAGUACGCGCCACUUAAAGUCUAUUAUGAAAUCCUCGUAUCAGUCAAUCGUGUUAUUCGUCGCGAUAUUUAUACAAAAUAGAAAUCUUUUGUCAAGUUUUGCUGCUCCAACACUUGAUAAUGACAUCCUUCACGGCAAGGAUGACGUAGUGAAAUCCUUUCGUGAGAAAUAUGCAUCGCGCAUGAAAUCUUACAUGAACACCUCGGUAAAUCCUUGUGAUGAUUUUUACGAAUAUGCAUGCGGUAAUUUUCCAAAUGCUAUCGAAAAAAUCGAAACUGUCCGAAAACGGAGUAACCUUUUAGAUAUUCGGUAUGCCUUGAACGAUUUAGUGGAUAUAAGUCUUCAAAAACACAGGAAUCCUGAUGAAAAAUUCGCCGGAGAACUUGAAAAAGCAAAACAACUUUUUGACUCAUGUGUGAAAGCAUCGCUUUGGCCUGUCGAACCGAAAGAAGAGUUUUUAGCAGUCAUCAGAAAGAUCGGCGGAUUUCCUGCUAUUGAUCCUACCUGGAAUGCAUCGGCCUUUGACUGGUUUAACAUGACUGCUCAUCUUAGUCGAUAUGGCAUCGAUGGAUUGGUCAAGGAAGAAAUCUACCUAAAGCAUCCAUUCCCCCCGUAUUUUGAGCUUCCCAAGUUCGGAUUUGACUUUGAUGUCUAUCUCGAAAAUAUCGCCACAAAGGAUGCCCCGGGACACGUCUACAGUGAAAGUAUAAUGAGGGAGCUUUUAAGUAUUUACGGGGUAUCAGGUGCCAAUGCCGACAAAGUUAUCGAAGAUGUUAUCGAAUUUUGGCGGGAAGCUCUUCUGGCUGAAAAAAGAAAAGACAGCUAUGGACAUUGUGAAUUUUUGUCCCUUAUUGACGACACAGCAGAAUUCACCAAAUGGAAUACGUUCUUUGAAAUCGCCUGGGAGGGAACUCAAUUCCAGCCAUCCGAUUAUAGUGAAUGUCCGUGCGAUUGGUAUUAUCACAAGUUGGACAAAAUUAUUGCUAAACGUCCUGAAGCGGCUGCCAACUACAUGGCCUUGAAAUUUCUAUUCAACAUGCAUCCCCAAGUAAAAUCAUCGAGUUUCCAACGAACUCAUUGCUUGAGUUAUGUUAAAAAGGCUUUUCCAAUGGUUUUGUCCCAUUUUUACCUCAAGGAACACUACGACAAAGCUGUUGAAGAUGACAUAAAUGAGAUUAUCUCUGAGAUCAAACACAGCAUGAGGAAUAUUAUGGACACAGCUGAUUGGCUGGAUGAUGCAACAAGACAGGAAGCUUUGGAGAAAAUUCGUACUCUUCGAACACGGAUUGGGGAAGUUAAAGAUCCCAGUACGGACAUUUAUAUCAACGAGAUCAAUAAGCUUAAUUUGACGGAUAAUUUUGCAGCGAAUGUUCUAGAAAUGGCCAAGUUUAGACUUGACCUGCGUCACUAUGGUUAUUUGCAUUCGGAUCUUCCCGAAAGUACAACUCCAAUUGAACUUCUCGAUGUGCUUCAAGUGAAUGCCUUCUAUUACGUUCUUGAUAACAGUAUAAAUGUAAUGGCUGGUAUUUUACAUCCUCCAGUUUACCAUCCACAUCUUCCAAAGUCCCUGAAUUAUGGAAGUCUUGGAUAUAUUCUUGGACAUGAAUUGACUCAUGGUUUUGACAAUGUCGGUUCGAAUUUCGAUUCUAAUCUAACUCAACGAAAUUGGUGGACAGAAAAGUCUAGAAAAGUGUUUGAAGAACAUUUAAAUUGUUUUGCUUCACACUACAGUGAAUAUACAGUUCCUGAAUUAAAGCGGAAGUUGAAUGGAACCACAUCGCAAGAUGAAAAUAUUGCUGACAGUGGUGGUUUGAGGGAAGCUUUAGCUGCCUAUCGUCGAGUCUUUAAGAAUGCUGUUAAAAAUAAAGUUCCAGAUUUUGAGAAAAACGAAUCUCUCCCUGGGUUGGAUAUGACCCCUGAUCAAACGUUCUUCCUUAGUUUCGCUCAAAUCUAUUGUUCCAAAUAUGAUUUGAAGCAUUAUUGGGUUGAAAUAUCUGAUGACCAUCCAUUGGAUAAGUACAGAGUUCUGGGUUCAUUGCAGAACUUUGAGGAGUUUCCUCUUGUCUUCAAUUGUCCAUUGGGCAGUCCAAUGAAUCCGAAUGAAAAGUGCCGCCUGUGGUAGGCUCUUGUUGUGUGUCUUUUGUGUACAAAAAAAAAAAUAAAGUUAAUUCUAUGUAAUCUACUAUUAAGCCAUCAGUAAAUAAAAAUUUGUUUUUUACUAAAGUA